AUGGGGAAGCAACAUCAGGAAUGGCAAUUUGGAUACAGCGGACGGGUUCAGAGGUCAAGGGGCGGGAAAGGGGAGGCUGGGUCAGUUGCUGAAGGGCUGGAAGCCUUGACAAGCCCGUUCCUGAAAAGGCCAGGCACUGACAGAAACCUCCUCUUCUCUUUCAGAAUGAAGGCAUUGUCCCUCAGCCUCUGGGUGGUAGGCCUCAGCACCGUAUCAGCUUCUGCUUGCGAUGGGGUUAAGGAACAGAACGUGACGGGCCAGUUCGGGGGUCAGGUGAUCCUGCCGUGUUACCAGAAUGGCGCCGAACGGGUGUACUGGCAGACGGAGGUCGACGGCGAGCUGGAAGUGGUGAACACAUUCUGCGCUGGAGCGCCGUCGGCGUGCGGCAAAAUCAGCGCCCGCUACGUCAACCGCUCGCGUUUCCUUGGCGACCCCCGGAAGGGGAACUUCACCCUCCGCCUCUGGGCUCUCAGUCCCCGCGAUGAGCUGACCUACCAGUGCGUCACACAAGAUCCGAUCUUGUGUCACAGCUUCCAAAUAACUAUCGAAGCCCAGCGAAGUCUGCCAAGGAUUAGUAUCCCAGAGAAGCGUGGUCGGACACUGGGAGAAGAGGUGAUGCUGAUCUGUACAGUCACAGGUGUAUACCCGAAGCCACAGCUGGAAUGGGUGAACACCAGUAAUAACACAAUCCUCCCACAGAGCCAAGUGCAUACGAGAGCAGAUCAGGGGGCAGACGGACUGUACAAUGUGAUGAGCACGCUGAGAUUACAGCCGAACAACACCGGUCACAUCAUCUGUCAAACCGUCAAUACCAAGACCGGACAGGUCACUCAGUCAGACAUAUUCACAGGUACAGGGCUGAUGGGGUACUGCUGGGUCAUGGACAUAUUGACAGCGGAGG
Chiloscyllium plagiosum (whitespotted bambooshark) is the source of this 901-nucleotide messenger RNA. The record is from RefSeq and is a predicted model, not a curated record. NCBI's taxonomy places the organism in Eukaryota, Metazoa, Chordata, Chondrichthyes, Orectolobiformes, Hemiscylliidae.